This is a messenger RNA of Aspergillus calidoustus, 1578 nucleotides long. The record is from the annotation of a GenBank genome assembly. NCBI's taxonomy places the organism in Eukaryota, Fungi, Ascomycota, Eurotiomycetes, Eurotiales, Aspergillaceae.
AUGCCUAAACGGAAAGCUGCCGUUGCUAGACUUUCUGGCCUCAUUGGGUCGGACGACGAGGAUGUUUUGGCGACUAGUGCCAAGCAGGACCACGAUGAGCGUCCAACGAAGAAGGCGAGAGGAAGACCUCGAUCGAAAUCGGCAGAGAUGAGAACUCCAGCUCAGCUUAAUGCUGAACCCGCAGCUGCGACAACUCAGGAAACCGAAGCUACCACCGGCAGAAGUACCAGAAGGGGGAGGCCCAAGGGAAGUAGAAACUCGGGCCAGGUAGCAGCACAGGAUGCCGCGAAAAACCAGGAAGCGCCCCCUCGAGAAGAACAUGAUGCGCCGACGCAAGAGACCGAUGGCGAUGACGAGAUCAGCGCGCCGCGCCCUGCUGCAAAGUCGACAAGAUCAACGAAAGGGGCCAGCACUCGCGGAAGGAAGAAGGCUGCCGCAGAGAAACAAGUCAAAACUGACGGCGAAUUUGAAUACACACCGAGAAGUACGCGACAACAGGAAAAGCUUGAUAAAUCUGAGCAGCAACCAGUGUCGGCAGGAGAGUCAACGAGCCGAAAACGACAAAAGUCUGUGACGGGUGCAAAACAAAAUACAACGCAAGUUGAGACGGUACGGGAAGUCGUUGAAGAGACUUUUUUGGGGGAGGAGAUUCCUGCGACCCAACCAGUGUCCCUGUCACCUGCUAAGCGAAGACAAUCCUCUCUGCGUCCUUCACAGGGUUCCCCGUCGAAAAGGAAGUCUGGAGGGGAAGAUGACAAAACUGGCACUGAGCCCGAGCUGCGACGGCGACUUGGUGACCUGAGCAAAAAAUAUGACGCUUUGGAGAAUCGAUAUCGCAAUCUGAAGGAUAUAGGUAUUGUCGAGGCAAACGCUAACGUGGAAAAGCUCAAAAAGCAAUGCGAAUCAAUGACAACAGCCUCGAAUAACCUGAUCACAUCCCUUAAAGCCGAGCUGGAGGCGCAAAAGGCUUUGGGACAGAAAAGCCGCUUGCUUCAGAAGCAGUUGCGCGAGCGAGAUGCCGAGUUGGCCAAAUUGACAGCGGCAACGGAACAAUCGACCAGCCAGUUGACUGCCGCUCAAAAUGAAGUCAAGGCAUUGCAGACGAAACUUGCGGCCGCGCGCAACACCGCGGCCACGCUCGAGCAAUCUGCACUCAAAGCACCAGGGAGUGCGAUCAAGAACCAUGGCGCCAACCGUGCGAAUGCUGCAGUGGCAGCUGAAGCCGCGCAAGCCGCGCAAUUGGCGCAGCUAAAGGAGGACCUCUAUAGUGACCUUACGGGACUCAUUAUCCGUGAUGUGAAACAGAGGGAUGAAGACACCUUGUAUGAUUGCAUUCAGACAGGUGUAAAUGGAACUCUCCACUUCAAGCUUGCUGUUCCUCGCGUGUCAUCAGCAGAUUUCGGAACGGCAGAAUUCCAAUACAUACCUCUUUUGGACGAAAAUCGAGACCGAGAGUUGGUUGCCACGCUGCCUGAAUAUCUUACUGUGGAUAUCACCUUUGUGCGCCAGCAGGCAUCCAAGUUCUAUACCCGAGUAAUUGACGCGCUCACGAAGCGACGCGCAAGCCAGGGAAAUUGA